UAUCUACGUGCAGAGGUGGAUGGACAGAAGUCGUUGAAGUAACCCGUCGUCCCGGUGAGGUUGCUCACAAGAUGUCAGACCCCAAUUCUACAGUCUUCCCAACAGAGGGACCGACAGAACCACCGUUAACAUACCAGAAUGUUUUGAUAGGAUGUCUUCUCUGCAUAGGUGGAAACUUAUUGAUCAGUGUCUCUCUCAAUGUUCAGAAAUACACUCAUAUGAAAAAUGAGGAAAGAAUCAGUCAAGAGAAUGAAAGUUUUCAUUACACCAAAGAUCCAUUAUGGUGGAUUGGGAUCAUAUUGAUGGUUUUUGGAGAAAUUGGGAAUUUCUCUGCCUAUGGAUAUGCUCCAGCAUCCCUCGUGGCACCUCUAGGGACGACAACAGUCAUAGCUAAUAUGUUCAUAGCAGUGGUGUUUCUGAAAGAAAAGUUGAGACCACAAGAUUUAUUUGGUUGUGCUCUCUCAAUUGUUGGUGCUUUCCUGCUGGUCAACUUUUCUCCUAAACAUGAGAAGGUGCUCACUGGACCAGAAAUAAACGAAGCAUUAAAGCAGAUUGCAUUUUUGGUGUAUAUUAUCAUAGAGUUCCUUGCAUUGAUUGUGCUGUUGGUGUUACUGUACAAGCUCCAGAUUGACAGUGUGUUGGUGUUCCUGUUAAUCUGUGCCAUGCUGGCCUCCUUUACUGUAAUCUCAGCUAAGGGAGUGUCUGGUUUAAUUCAUAUAACAUUCAUGGGCUACUCCCAGUUUGAUCAACCUGUUCUCUAUGUGAUGGUGGUAAUAUUAGUGGCCACAGCUAUAUUGCAGGUCAAAUAUUUGAACAGUGCCAUGAAGUUGUUUGAAGCUACAGUUGUGGUACCAACCUACUUUGCCUUUUUCACCAUAAGUGCUAUAUUAUCAGGUAUCGUUUUCUACAGAGAGUUUUGGGGUAUGAAUGGUUUGGACAUCUUUAUGUUCAUGUUUGGGUGCACUCUGUGUUUUAUUGGCGUAUUUUUCAUCACGUCAGGAAAAGGACCACCUCCAUCUCCUAGCAAUGAGCCAAAACCAAAACUGGCUGCCAUACUACCAGACUGGUUAUUAUCUACCUACUCAAGAUCAACAGUUCAGCCCAGGUCACAAGAGAGAAACCCAAUCUUGAAAGAUCAAAGCCCCUCAGAGGAAUCUCCUGCUAAAGAAGAGAUGCCAACUGAUGGUUAUGGUGCAGUGCAACCUUAACCAACACUUUCAAUGUUAGACAACUUCCAGGAUAAUUGUUUUGCUAUAUUUGUCUCCCUUUAGGGUGCAGAAUUCAUCUCAGUCUCAAGUUAUUUUAAGUAACUGUUCAAAACUGCACAACCUUAAGACUCCAUGGCCAGUGUAUUUGGUUUUCAGGGUUUAUUUGGUUUUCAGAGCUGAAACAGUACCCUGUGUAUGUGAUCUUUGUGUCUUGUAAUUUAAGAGAUUUUUAUGUAACAGAUAUGUAUCAGUGGGGCUUUUGGGUUGAUAUGAGCGCAAUGUGAUAGAUAAUUAAGUCAGAUGGCUACGUAAUAUUUUGUCUGCAUUGUAAGAGCAGUAUAGUAAAAUAAAGCAUGCCAUUAUCUGUAAUGUAUGCUGCAUAAUAUUUUAUCAUGUUUAAUAUUUUUGUUACCUUUGCUGUAUAUAAUUUCUUAAAUUUAACAUGUCUUUGCUUGUGAUAAUUAAGGUUUGUGUCGAUAUAUUAGUCAGUGUGCUGGGUAUGAUAUACUUGGGAAUAACUUGUAUGAAGUAGAAAACAGUAUUAAAAAUCUUCUUUUAACUGGAAAUACCUGCUGGAAGAUGGUAUAGAAAAUCAUGUAUGGUAGAUGUGCAGUAAAGAUCUUCUGGUACUGCAAUAUAUGGCUCAUAGAGGUAGUGUCUAAAAACAGAUAAAAUGUGCUGCUGAGUACAACUAACACAGACUUUACUAUUAUGCUUCAGACUGGAAAGCAUUAAUAAGAAAUUAUAAGAAAAACGCAACUCUUUGCUAUUUAUAUUUAGAGAAAAGUUACACAUAGCAAACAAUUGUUACAGCAAUAUUGAACCAGCUCUAAUAUCUCUUCAGUUUACAGACUUUUUUUACGUUAUUUUUGUACGAGUACUGCAAGCUUUACACUUUUUUUUUCAAAUCUUUUGUACAAUGAAAGAGAUUAGAAUGGUAUGUAUAGGCCACAAGGCUUAGAGAAAAAUGCUCACUCUACAUAGGCAUCAGUCAUACAGAAAAUGCCUUUUAAAUAUUCAAACUCUUGGCAUCUAUCACUCUUGCAAUGUCUCUCAUCUAUGUUGGGUACAACUAUUAUUACCCACUGCAAGUUCACUAGGCUUGAUCUGCUCUCAUGAACAACAGUCCUGUACAGAAAGCAGUAAUGUGUAGAAUCUUCUGCCACAAGUCCAUGAAAUAGUUUGAUCAAGCUUUCGGUUGCUUUAUUGGAUUGUUUUAGAUAUAUUGGACUGUUUUAGACUUUUCAGGUUUUAUCUUGUUAGAUAUCAAAUCUCUGAACUUGUAGAAUCUCACAAGAAUAUUUUGUAUAUACUUAUAUUAUAUUAUUCUUUUUUGGUCAAGAACACAAAGGAUAAGGACAGUUAUACAUUAUUUCUGUGUCUAUACACCAAAAGGGUACUUUGUACCUAACCAGUUUUUUUCAUUUUCAAUCAGUUUUCAUACACAUUUUCAUGCUGAAACUAGUAUAAAUUAGUUUAUUCUAGAAGCAUAUCAAAUGCUCAUAUUUCUAUCCCAUUUAAUAUACAUUUUUUACCUUUUAGCUCAAUGUAUAGGUUGUGGAAUAUAGAAACUUUGUAUGCAUAUAUUAAUACCGGUUAUAUUCCUGUUGACAUUCCAUAUCUUGAUGAAGACUGCUGGAAAUAGUUUUAAUGCAAGUGUAUUAAGAACAAAUAAAGUAUCAAUGUUGUACUAA
Molecule: messenger RNA, 2902 nt
Organism: Lingula anatina
Lineage: Eukaryota; Metazoa; Brachiopoda; Lingulata; Lingulida; Lingulidae
Product: NIPA-like protein 2
Biological process (GO): magnesium ion transport
Cellular component (GO): membrane
Molecular function (GO): magnesium ion transmembrane transporter activity
Source: RefSeq, a predicted model, not a curated record